Molecule: messenger RNA, 2543 nt
Organism: Megalops cyprinoides (Indo-Pacific tarpon)
Lineage: Eukaryota; Metazoa; Chordata; Actinopteri; Elopiformes; Megalopidae
Gene: il15
Product: interleukin 15
Exons: 7
Coding region: 1-513 (170 amino acids)
Biological process (GO): positive regulation of cytokine production; positive regulation of tyrosine phosphorylation of STAT protein; positive regulation of immune response
Cellular component (GO): extracellular region
Molecular function (GO): cytokine activity; cytokine receptor binding
Source: RefSeq, a predicted model, not a curated record
AUGUCAGUCCGGAGUCGGCAGACCGAGGGAAUACCGAGCAGUUCGAUUUUUCAGAACGUCGUGAGACAUGCCUGUUUCAUCAGCUGCUUUCAGUAUUGCCAGGGCAGCCCCACUGGCAGCGAGAAGUGGAUUUCUUUCUGUCUUCUGAGCUUCCUGAGUGCAUACGUACCCAUUGCAGAAGCACAACUACAGUCUCAACUUGAAUUACUUCAGUUCUUACGUGAUCACAAGCUGCAUAGUGCCCAUGGAAAGUAUUACACACCUGGAUAUGCAGAUGUCUCUACCUGUACAAAUGAAACACUGCUGUGUUAUAUUUUGGAGAUGCAGGUUAUGAUGUAUGAGGAGGAUGCCAAAUCCGAACAUUUACUUGACCUAAUGAAACUUCACAUUCAAGAGAACAGCUUAUCCAUGAGGCAGUGCUUACCUUGUGAAGCCUAUGAAGAAACCGACUCUACAACGUUUGUGGAGAGCUUUCGCACAUUUGUACAAAGACUGUUAAAUGAAGCUUCAUGAAACCAAGGAUGAUGAUGAGAUUUUUUGAUAUAUUGUGAUGGUGUUAAAAUUAGAUGUGCAUUUUUACUACUUCUUUUUAAAUAAAUGUGAAUAUUUGUAUUUUGACUAAAGCUGUGCAUAACAUGUGCAGAUUACUGAAUACACCUAUACAGACAAUCCUUUGCAGUAUCCCCUUUGGUAUUCUAACUAUUCCUCACUUUCUAUUUCGUGACACCUGUUAAACAUCACAGCUUCUUUAAUACACCCUUUUUAUCAGUUGCCUUGGCAGUAAAGGGAAUGUAUUCACUAGGCUCGCCUGUAAUUACCAUGGUAUGGUGACACACUCAUUAUUAAGUUAUUUUAUUUCUAGACCACCAUCUGCUAGAAAAUAAAUCAAUGUUUGGAUAUUAAUUUUGAUCAGUUAAACCCACCAAACAGUUUUUCCUCAUUUAAAAGCUAAUAAAACUUCUUAAGUACAGGCAGUGCCCAUUUUUACAAUACAAUGUAUGGGUGGAAGCGAUGCUGCCUCACUGACCGUCCUGAAUUUAACCAUAUAAUCAGAUUUUCUGCAGUGUUCUGCAUGGGGUUGUGUUUCUGAGUAUAGGAUAGAAAUCAGAUUUUUCAAAGAGGGGCUGGGUAAAUGUAGGAUCAUGUCAAAAAAUUUGCAACAUAUUAAUGUUUUAUAAACAUUUGUACAUUUAUACUUACUCAUAAAGUAUUAUAUAUAUGUUCAGUAUUGUGAAACACAGCAUGGCAUCCAGAAUUGACAAAAAAAGAGAAAUCAAGAAAGAUAUGACAGUCUUUGGACUAGCGUUUUUUUUUGUUUUUUUUUUUUUGGUUAUUUUUUACUACAGGGCAAUGAGGACAGUGCACACAAUCAGGAUAAAAUGAAUAAAUCUUGUUCAUCCUCCCCCCCUCAGAAGUGAAUGAAAACAUACUAAAUAAAGAAGGACCACACACACAUAGAGACCAAUGCUGCCUUGCGAGUUACUCUUGCUGUCGCUGCCCAUCACUGUACCGUCUUCGUGUCAUGAAACAGUGGCAUCAUUUUUAUAAGACUUUAAAAUGCGGAUCAUCUUAAAUUGCAUUGUCAAUUUAAGGCGCUGCUUGUAUAUCCGUGUUAUACUGCAAUCAUCAAGGCACUGACAUGGAGUGGCUUCUUUGGUAUUACCAUUGGUAUUUAAUUUACACCUUUCAAAUAUAAUGCUUGACAUAUAUUCAGAUCUGUUUUUUUACUAUCAAGGUUUACUCAUGCUCUUUAUAUGAUGUAAUGUUGAGAUCUCGGCUUUAGUUAUGUGAAAGAACAUUUCACAUCUCUCAGUGAAAUGCACUGAUAACACAUUUGCACGCUUCAUGUGGACGGUGCCACUUCAGUGCAGUAGCAUCCAGUGUAAUCUUUGAAAACGUUCCCAAGGAAGAUCUGCCUUCACACUUCAGCAGGAAACAUUUCCUGUUUCCUCAAGCAUAGGAGAAAGCAGAAUCCACCUUGUGAAUAUAUAUCCUGUCAGGCCUUGUGCAGAGAAAGUGUACUUCCUAAGACCAACUUGCAAGAACAGAGUGCUUGGGUGGGGCUACAAUGCUGCCAUGGUGUAUAAAUACAGUCAUUCCCCUGUCCAUGACAUACCAUUGAAAGAUUGGUAUCUGACUCCAUGACGUGGCUUGAGUUUGGAACAAUCACAUUCACCUUAAGUUCAUUUUCAGACAGUUGCCUUAGUAUAAAGAAAAGGGUAAAAUCUGUUUGUUUUCAAGCUUCCAAUAAAGGUGCAUGUCAUAUAAUCUUAAAGGAGUUUUUUUUUUUCUUUUAGAGAGCAGCACUGGGUAUAUUUUAAUCUUGACAGUUACUUUGGCUAAUUUUGGGAUUUAGAAUAGUUGCUUUCAGAGUAAAAGCUGAUAGUGUUUCAUUGCUGAAGUAUUCACACCAGGGGAGUAUAAUUUUCUUUUCUUUGUGAUUGCCUAUGAUUCACUUCCCAUUAUUUAUUCUGGGUUUAUCCAGGGUGUGAAAUACAGGGGCUCCUUGGUUGAAUCGCUCACCAAGUAUUCAUCGCUAACGA